CGCGCGCGGUGGUGUGUCGGGAGCGCGCAAGGCGCGCGCACAUACAAUCUGAAAACACCGCAUCGUGCUCUGAUCACCUUCAUCACUCUGCAGUGCCCAGGUCUCAGUGGAUCAGGAAUUAAAGCUGAGCUGCAGUUUUUACUCAGUGACGUCACUGAAGCUGAAGCUCUGAGCACGAGGAAGACGAGGAAGAUGUUUUUACACUGAAACACACCAGUUUAUUUACCUGUUUAUCAGAGAGUCACACACUGAAUUCCCCUCAGUAAAAGCUGUUGGUGUAAAGCUCAGUGAGGAUGAUGAAGGGGUGUCUGCAGUUCCUCAGAGAACCAGCCAAGAACCUGAAGAUCUGCCUGAAGGAAUCGCAGCGGAGAAUAAAAACCGAGAGACGACAAACACUGACUGAGAAUCAGAUCUUCAUCAUGGAGCUCGCAAGAGAACUGAGCUGGAUCUGUCAGAGUUCAGGUGUUUUAGCUCGUGUAUGGAGAGGAGAGGAUGUUUGGUCUGCAGCUGUUUGUCUUCAGUUCAUCACAGAAACUGCGUCGAUUCUGCAGUUGAAGGAGAAGACUGAAGCAGUGUAUCAGACACACACACACCUGUGUGUAAGGAAGCGAGAGUGUGAAGAAGAGCUGCAGUGUGUGGUAGACGCUGAUGAGAACGAGCUGAAGAGAGAGAUUAUGGACUGGACACACAAACAGAGGAACAAACAUCCGGUAACACACACACACACACACACACACACACACACACACAGACACACAACAACACACACACACACCCUCUCUCUCUCUCUCUUUCUCUCUCUCUCUCAGUACGGUAUGACUCUGGGUGAGUCGGUGUUGAAGGUGCUGGAUGAUUUGGAGCUGCAGUGGAAUAAAGGACAAGUCGCUCAUCUUCAGUCUGCACUGGAGCUGCUCAUCUGGAUCCCACACACCGAACAUCUGGACAAGGAGCUCGUUCCUCGACUGUGGCUCAGAAACAAACAGAAGAUUCACAACAUCAAUGCUGUUAGUUAUAUUCCACAUACCGUGUGGAAGUGGAUUUGUGAUGCUGCAGUCGAGGUGACCUUUGACCCCGAGACGGCUCACCCCGCCCUCCUCAUCUCUGAGGACCGGAAGCGUCUGCUUUGCACUCCCGAGCCCCGCCCUGUCACAUCCCACCGGCGUCGCUUUAAUGGCUGGUUUUGCGUUCUAGGCGCUGAGCGGUUAUUGUUUGGGCGGAGCUAUUGGGAGGUGGAGCUCGGCGAAUGGGAUUGGCGAGUGGGCGUGGCCAAAGAGUCAGCCGUUCUGGAAGGCUAUACCUCUCUGAACACACAGAGCGGCUUCUACACACUGCGUCUGGAGCGGGGGAGUGAGAUGAAGGCCCUGACCACGCCCACCAUGCCGCUCCCCUACAGGCCACGCCCACCACGGCGGAUUGGAGUGUGUGUGGACUACGAGGAGGGGCAGAUAUCAUUUUACGACGUUCACACUCACACACACAUCUACACAUACUGCGAAACACUGACGGAGCCGGUGUACCCAGUGUUCGGCACCAACGAGAUCCUCACACAAAUGCAGAUACCACACCCACAGGCUUGUAAGGGGGCGUGUCCCUUCUGCUGAGGCCCCCCCCACAACACACACACAAAAUUAUGAUCAUUGUGGCUCAUACUGAUCAAUAUAUGCACACUACAAACAUUUCUAUGUGUGAAUGAUGUCACAAAUGGUGGGUGUGUCUGGCAUUGUAGUGGGUGUGGUUAUAGGCACAGAAUUAUAAUAAUCCCUCUCAAAGCUACAUUGCUAACAUUAGCAUGGAUCCUGAUGAGCUUAAUAUUAACAAAAUUGCAAAAUGCUGCUUGGUUGAAUGAUAAUGAAUCAAGUUGUACUUUUUACCCUCGUCUGAUUGGCUAAGCACAAUACAGCCUCAUUUACAUAAAUUGAGCGCUGAUUAAUUUUAAUUGGUAGUGUUGAAGGUGGGUGUGUACGAUUAUGCUAAUCAGAACAGACAUGAAAUGUAACUGAAGGCUGUUGCUAAGUUCCUGUUUAAAUUUAUAGCCAUCAAUAUUCAAAUAUGCAAAAUGUGAUCAUGUUUAUUAAAGAAGUUUGCGUUUAAGUUUACAGAGUUGCUCAGUGGCGUAUAACUGAGUGCUGCUGACCCCCAGUGGACAGUGUCAGUACUGCAGUAUCGAGGUUUUUCUCUGUAAACAUAAUUAUUCACCAAAAUGUUCCUUUAUAAUGAAAAACAUUAAAUCUAUAUUAUUUAUUAUUUACAGUAUGAA
Molecule: messenger RNA, 2257 nt
Organism: Ictalurus furcatus (blue catfish)
Lineage: Eukaryota; Metazoa; Chordata; Actinopteri; Siluriformes; Ictaluridae
Exons: 9
Coding region: 294-1601 (435 amino acids)
Molecular function (GO): protein binding
Source: RefSeq, a predicted model, not a curated record